This is a messenger RNA of Panicum hallii, 1149 nucleotides long. RefSeq names its product BTB/POZ and MATH domain-containing protein 2-like. NCBI's taxonomy places the organism in Eukaryota, Viridiplantae, Streptophyta, Magnoliopsida, Poales, Poaceae. The record is from RefSeq and is a predicted model, not a curated record. The transcript has a single exon. Gene Ontology annotation, biological process: protein ubiquitination. Gene Ontology annotation, molecular function: protein binding. Bases 1 to 1149 code for a protein of 382 amino acids.
AUGGCUCCUACCCUCCGGCUGCCCUGCUUCCGGCCCACCGCCAGCGACGACGGGCUCCCCUCGGUCUCCGCCUCCGUCAUCGUCGCCGGCACCGCGAGCGGCUACCACGUGCUCCGGGUCCAGGGCUACUCGCUCACCAAGUCCGCCCUACCCAACGGCAAGCACAUCCUGUCCCGCCCCUUCCGCGUCGCCGGCCGUACCUGGGCUAUCAAGUACUUCCCCAACGGCUCCCUCCCGGAGACUGCCGACUACAUCUCCCUCUUCCUCGUCCUCAACGACCCCGCCGCCGACGCCGUCGUGGCGCGGUUCGAGAUCAGCUUCGUGGACCAGGUGGAGAAGCAAGACCCAUCCUACAUAGCCACCUUCAUGGCGCACAGGUUCCUCAGCAAAAAUACCAAAGAUGGUGGGUGGGGGUACAAGAAAUUCAUCAAGAGGGAGACCCUGGAAAAAUCGGGCCGUCUCAAGGACGACUGCUUCACGGUCAGGUGCGACGUGCUCGUCGCCAGAGAGCUCAGCACGGAGGACGCCAUGGUUCCGGCGGCCGCUCCUCCCUUCGUCGUGGUGCCGCCGCCAGACUCGCCGCAGCACUUCCGCGCACUCCUCCUAGGAGGAAAGAGUGCCGAUGUGAGGUUUCUCGUCGGAAGCGAGGUGUUUGCCGCGCACCGGUGCGUGCUCGCGGGGGCGCGGUCGCCUGUCUUCGACGCGCUCCUUUUUGGCCCCAUGAAAGAAGGCACCGCCACGGACACGGAGAGCUGCGUACGGAUUGAUGGCAUGCUGCCCCAGGUGUUCCAGAGCUUGCUGCAUUUCAUCUACACCGACUCGCUGCCAGAGACACAAGCGCAUGAUGACGAUGAGGCCGGCGCCACGAUGGCGCAGCAUUUGCUAGAAGCUGCGGACAGGUAUGACCUGCAGAGGCUCAAGCUGAUGUGCGAGGGCAGGCUGUGCCAGCACAUUGACGUGAGCACCGUCGCGACCACGCUGGCCUUGGCUGAGCAGCACUGCUGCCAAGGGCUUAAGGAGGCAUGCUUUGCGUUUCUCAAGUCUCCGAAAACGCUGGAUGAGGUCAUUACAACCGAUGGGUUCCGGCAUCUGGCGAAAAGCUCCCAUUGUGCUUUGUUUGAGUUGAGGUCAAAGCUUGCUCAGCGUUGA